AUGGGUAAAAUAUUUGCAAUGUUAGGCCCAAACGGAACCGGGAAGACAACAUUAAUGCGUGUAAUAUUAGGACAAUUAAGAUUAACAUCAGGCACAAUUGAGGUGUUUGGCAAAAUGGCAGGAUCUGUAGGUUUGGGUAUUCCCGGACCGGGUGUCGGGUAUAUGCCUCAGGAGUUGGCGUUAUUUGAUUAUUUCACAAUCGGAGAAAUACUUAAUUAUUACGGAAUGAUAUAUCAUAUAUUAGCGUUCCUUUAA
Messenger RNA from Medioppia subpectinata, 255 nucleotides. The record is from the annotation of a GenBank genome assembly. Lineage: Eukaryota; Metazoa; Arthropoda; Arachnida; Sarcoptiformes; Oppiidae.